This is a messenger RNA of Xenia sp. Carnegie-2017, 1759 nucleotides long. Its product is annotated as D-ribitol-5-phosphate cytidylyltransferase-like. Gene Ontology annotation, cellular component: cytosol. Gene Ontology annotation, biological process: protein O-linked glycosylation via mannose; isoprenoid biosynthetic process. Bases 250 to 1449 code for a protein of 399 amino acids. The transcript has 14 exons. Gene Ontology annotation, molecular function: D-ribitol-5-phosphate cytidylyltransferase activity. Lineage: Eukaryota; Metazoa; Cnidaria; Anthozoa; Malacalcyonacea; Xeniidae. The record is from RefSeq and is a predicted model, not a curated record.
UUUCAUGAUACUUCAUCACUUCUUUAUACUUUAUUCUUUUUAAAAUAAAAGACUAUUUAAAAUUCUAUUUUGUAUUGUACCAUACACCAAAAAUGGUGAAUUGCGCUCAACAAUAUUGAAGAACCGUCCCUUGUUUUUCAUCAACUAAAGAAAGGCCAAUUCAGCUUUUAGAAAGCCAAUAUAUUCAAUGAGUGUUGUCAUUAGUCUCUUUGGCAAUGACGUGCCUUAAAAACUAUAAUUUCUACUGUUAUGAGCAACUAUAAUUUCAUCAUGGUUGAUUUUGAUGUAUCAGUAGUGAUACCUGCUGCUGGCACUGGUCAAAGAAUGGGUUCUGAAACACCAAAACAGUAUCUCCAGAUUGUAGACAAACCACUCAUCUGUUAUGCAAUCGAAGCAUUUGAGCAAAUUCCCUGGAUACAAAAAGUCAUUGUAGUUGGUCCAUCUGCCGACCAUCAAAGACAGCACUUAGAAAAUAUUAUUCGAAACUUUAAAUACGGGAAAGUAGUUUGCGUCAGUGGUAAGCCCACCAGACAUGGGUCAAUAUUUAGCGGUAUCAACUUUUUGGACACUUGCAAGAAAAGCCCAGAUGUAGUAAUCGUUCAUGAUGGUGUACGUCCGUUUCUUGAAGAAAGUUUAUUAAAAGAAGUUGUGAUUGCCGCUAAAAAACAUGGUGCCAGUGGCGUUGUUAGACCUUUAGUGUCAACAGUCUUAGCUAAAAACCUGAAUGGAUUUCUCAGUCAUUCGUUGGACAGGUCAAAGUUUGUUGCUAGCGAAAUGCCUCAAGCUUUUCACUUCGACGUUAUUCUCAACGCAUAUAACAAAUGUUCUCAACAUGAUAUUGAUUACGGCACGGAGUGCUUACACCUAGCUUUAAAAUACUGCAAUGUUGCAGCAUUUUUAAUCGAUGGCCCAGAUUAUCUUUGGAAGGUAACUUACAAGAAGGACUUAUUUGCUGCAGAAGGGAUAAUCAAAGCUAAUUUACGACAAAGCGCUGUGUUCAUGCAUGGUCGUGCUCAGCCAAUUCUCGCAAAUUUAUUGAAAAGACAGUUUGAAAUAAGCCAAAUCAACGUUAUCGAUUACAACGAGUCAAUGACGAAUCUAGAGAAAGUAAACAUUGUAGUGGAUUUUUCAUUUCUUUUCAACGGCAAUAAUUUGGAAAAUCAUCCAAAAGAAGAUGUUGUCCGGCAUUUACAAACACUGCAUAAAAAUAAUAUAUUUGUUACUCUUUGUGGUGGAGAUGAACAGAUGACGAUAAAAUUGAGGAGAAAGAUGGACGAGAUGUGUAAGAAAAACAGUGGCUUCAUAUGCUGUGCAGUGUGGUGCGAGAACUUCUUUAAUCCUUCAUCAAAUGAACUCAUUGAGCGAUUUUCGGAAAUGAUCGUCACUGUUGCUAAGGAAACGUCACAAAUUUGCAAUGGACAAGUAUUUACGGUACUAGAUAGCCAGUAGAUGCGUGAGAAGAAUGUGCAGGUUUUUCAGAGAUUCGAACUUACACAUGAUAUGGUUUUUAUAAUUAGACCUGUAAACAUUCACUUACACAUUUGUUCGUUAUUUACUGUUUUUAACCGAAUCUUGUAAUUCACAGCAUGUACUCGUGAAACAUAGCUAUUUACGGUACAAAAAGUUUACAUAUUUUAUUGAUGCUGUAUAUAGUCAUCAUUAAUUUAAACACGCAGAUAUUUCUAAGAUUAUUAUUAUUUAUCUGACUGCGUAUAUUAAUGAUAUUAAGCUCCAAAUAAAUACAAGUAUACACGUCUUA